AACAAUUGACAUUAAAGAAUUCGGUCGCUUUGUAAAUGUUAGAUGUCAAUCAGAAUCAAAAAUAAAUAAAUCAGAAUUUUUACAACAAAGUUUGAUUUCUAAGACGAUUGUUAUUGCCGUGGAGGAAGGGAGAGACGAUAGUGUGGGUGACGCAAUAUUGUCUAUAUUUAGGGCUAAAAUGAUCAAAGAUAACCUUAUCAAAGUGUGGCAGUUGAAGGUUUAAGUGGCGAAAUGGACGCAUUACACAGGAUUGACUGCAGCUUGUCGCCUAUCAGUAUCGAUCAAAUCGAACCAAAUUUAUUUCUUGGUUCAUUGUCUGCAGCCAAAGAUGUGGACACUCUGGCAAGGUACAAAAUAACCCACAUUCUGACAAUAGACACCUGUCCUUUGCCUCGAAAAAUCCUGGAACUGAAACACAUCACCACGAAAUACAUCCAGCUGUCUGAUCAACCCAAGGAAGAUUUAUUGAGUCACUUUGACGAUGCUGGGGCUUUUAUUCUCGAAGGUGUGACCAAAGGGGCUGUAUUGGUGCACUGCUACUUCGGCGUCUCCCGAAGCGCCAGUGUUGUUAUAGCCUAUGUCAUGAAAAAAUACGAAUUGAGUUACAAGGAGGCUUUUGAGAAGGUCAAAGCGAAGAGGGGUUUAGUGUACCCCAACCACGGUUUUGUGUCUCAACUCCACUUGUACAAGGAAAUGGGCUACAAAAUCGACCCAAACAACAUGAAGUACAAGCUGUUUAGAUUAAACGUCGCCGCUAAUCACGUGAAGAAAGUGAAAAUCCUUCCACAAAACUUCAUGGAUUUGAUCAAAUUUGAUCCCGGGUUGACUCAAACGCAGCCUGAGCCCAACGUCUACAGAUGCAAGAAGUGUCGAAGAGUUUUGGCGUCCGAGUCCAAUCUGAUGACGCACAAGGUUGGGGGCGAGGUUUGUACCAAAACUUAUUUUCUUGAACCGCUGGCUUGGAUGAAUGUCACUCAGACAACCCAGGAUAAGUUGUAUUGUCCAAAGUGUAACAGUAAAGUUGGCUCGUUUAGCUGGAUCAUGGGUUGUCUGUGCCCUUGUGGGGUCCAAGUGGCCCCGGCCUUUUAUUUGACACCAUCCAAGGUUGAUUUCACCAAUGUUGUGAAGAACGUUGAAAUGACUUUUUAAGUACCUGAUACGUGAGAAACAAUAAUAUUAUCCCAGAAAAGUCUUCCAACUUUUUUUGUGAUUCUUGAACGGAAGGAAGCCUUUUCAAAUAAAUUCAUUUUGGGAUUUGUAUCAAGCCAAAUAAUCAGUGCUUCAUUAUUAAUUACAAUAAUUUCAUGUUGUGUUUUGUGGCAAAAUUGUGAUAUUGUUAUAAAUAUGGUGUGAUCAAAAAUUUCCUUGAAGUUUGGAUGCCUUCAUAAUUUUCGAGGAAAAUAAUUAGGGCUGUCUCCGGUACCGGCACACUAGUUUGACUCCCAUAACUCUCCUACUUUUAAUUUUUCGUUUGAGAUUGCUCACAGUUACUGAGAAAAUUGUUGUAAUAGACAAAAAGGACCACUUUCUGAAUACUUGAUAACUUUGAAUUUAUUAAGUUUGUCGACGCCAAUCGACUUCUUGGAACGUUUUGCAUUUCAAUUUCAAAUUUUGUUUAAAAAACAAAGAUUUUUCGUAAGCUUAUUUUAAAUUAUUAAAACUUAAAAAAAUAUGCUAGUUAAACAAAAAAAUUCCACGGUUUUUCUCGUUAUCUGAACUGUACUCUGUACUGCUAUUACUAUUUAAUGCCAAGAUUUUAAAUUUGUUGGGAUGGUCACUUUAGUUCUAGGUGAAAAGAUUAGAACUCGGAAACUCAAAUUUCCGCUCGAUAUUUCGAAAAUGAUUCGUCAUACAUUAAACUGGCGGUCUGGUUAUAAUUAAAAAAAUUUUUGAAUUAUUUUUACGGCUUAAUUUUGAUCGAUCGUUGUAGAAUUUUUCAAGAAUUCACACCUUUCAAAAAACGAUAUUUUUAUUUUUGUGAGGCUUUAGGGCUCCUAAAGGUGCAAAAACGACAAGUUUUCACCGAUUUUCAGUUUUGCCAACAUCGGAGGCAUGCCAAGUAAUUACUACUGUUCAACGCACAUAAUUUGAAAUUUUUGAUGGCACUAUAUUUGUAGGAUAAGAAAGUAUUAAAGUCUAUUUUUGUGUAAUUUUUGGCUCCAACAGGAGUAACGUAAUAAUGUUAAUUUAAAACUCGUUGUUAUAAGGUAACAUAAACAAAUGCUAGAGCAAUACUUUUAAUGAAUAUAAAAAAAAACAGUGAUACAAUAAUCAACACUUCACUGAACAUAAAUACAGUAUUGACCUUUCCAGGUAUUAUAUUGAUGGCCAAAAACAGAUAAAAGAAUUAAAUUGUACAACCUACAUUAUGCUUAUUUUGUUACGUUUAUUACUUAUUUUUAGUCUUAGAAAGAAGUGUUUUAGUGUUUGUACUUGAGUCAAGUGUAGUGUCUUUGUUUUUAAAAGAUCCGUUGGCUGUUAAUAAAGUGAUUAUAAUUUUUGAA
Molecule: messenger RNA, 2504 nt
Organism: Tribolium castaneum (red flour beetle)
Lineage: Eukaryota; Metazoa; Arthropoda; Insecta; Coleoptera; Tenebrionidae
Gene: MKP-4
Product: MAPK Phosphatase 4
Exons: 2
Coding region: 232-1149 (305 amino acids)
Biological process (GO): protein dephosphorylation
Cellular component (GO): nucleus
Molecular function (GO): protein tyrosine/serine/threonine phosphatase activity
Source: RefSeq, a predicted model, not a curated record